Danio aesculapii is the source of this 1500-nucleotide messenger RNA. It is a transcript of the gene sod3b, whose product is annotated as superoxide dismutase 3, extracellular b. The transcript is spliced from 2 exons. Gene Ontology annotation, biological process: removal of superoxide radicals. Lineage: Eukaryota; Metazoa; Chordata; Actinopteri; Cypriniformes; Danionidae. Gene Ontology annotation, molecular function: copper ion binding; superoxide dismutase activity. The record is from RefSeq and is a predicted model, not a curated record. The coding region runs from base 115 to 693 and encodes 192 amino acids.
UGCAAGUGUAAAUCAGCAACCUUAAGCUUUUCAUACGCGAAGGACCAACAACAGAGCAACACGUUUGGUAUUAAAAAUAAUAGUUUUCAGUGACGUAACACAAAAGGUGAAGAGAUGAUACACUUCAACAUUUUACCCCUUCUUGCAUUCCUGCUCAGUUGCCAUGUGCUCUUCUGUGGAUCAGGCUCAGGUCUGGCAUAUGCUUCAAACAGUGAUUCCCUUCAGGCCGUAUGCAGAAUGCAGCCUAACACUCGACUAGCGCCUGGAAUGCCUCGUGUGUACGGUCACAUUUUAUUCAGACAGUCUGGCCCAAAGGAAAAGCUGAGCGUGACUUUCAGGCUGUAUGGUCUCCCUGUGGACAGUCAGCAGCCCAGAGCCAUGCACAUUCAUGAGUAUGGAGACUUAAGCAGAGGCUGCGACUCUACAGGUGGGCAUUACAAUCCCCUCAAUGUCAACCAUCCACAACAUCCAGGGGACUUUGGCAACUUUGUGCCCGUUAAUAAGAAGAUUCGCCAGUCACUGGACUCCCCUGCAACCCUCUUUGGGAAACUUUCAAUACUCGGCCGGUCUGUUGUCAUUCAUGAGGGAAAGGAUGAUUUGGGCAGAGGUGGGAAUGUGGGAAGCUUGCUGAAUGGCAACGCUGGAGGGCGACUGGCAUGCUGUGUUAUUGGGCUGGGCAACCCCCAAAAUUAAUAGAUAUUUUUUUAGCAUAGACUAUACAGUUAAUUUUUGCAGCACACAGUGCUCAACAUAUAUAAGUACACCCCUCACAUAUCUAUCUUUUAAACUGAAGCCAUACAAUAUGAUAUUUGUGCAUAUAGACCAUUUUAAUGUGCUGAUGUCAUUGGCCUAUGAACAUUUCCUGCUUGAUGCUAAACUAUUUCCUAUCUGUAACAAGAGGCAAUUCAAUCAUAACUUAAUAUGUGGACCUUUUUGGAUUCUUGAAAGCUAUAGAAAUUAAAAAUGUGGAACAGGAAAUACGCUGGGAUCAUUGUUUUUGUUUACAUCCCUCAAAAUGGUCUAUACAUUAGAUUAGUCAGCACUGAAGCCAAAUCUGGAGCUUAUCUAACAAAAUAACUCAUGAUAAUGAUCCAAAAACUAGUACACCCAAAUGUAUAUGUUAUAGAAAAAUAUUAAAAUAAAAUUUAAAAAGGGGAAAAAUCAAGAAAAGCAAAAAAAUAAAAUAAAAAUGUUGUUGAAAUUUUGUAGGUUGAAUUUCAUUUGCAAUAUUUUGCUCGAAUUUAAUUGUAUUAUCUUUCAAUUUCUAAAUAUGUUUGGUGACUAAAAAUAUUUUAAUAAAUAUAUCUGUUUAAUAAACCUGUUUUGUUUGAAUUCACCAAAAUACAUUGCUUAUAUUCACUGAGAAAUUGAUACAAAUAUUCAUUUUCAAAAUGGGGUGUAUGCUGAGCACUGUAUAUCAGCAAAAUAACUGAUUUAAAUGUAUGGUUAUUGUGUUAGAAAUACUACAUAACAAUAAAGAAUGAACAGGCUUUUUGAAAA